Messenger RNA from Penicillium psychrosexuale, 321 nucleotides. RefSeq lists its product as uncharacterized. The transcript has a single exon. Lineage: Eukaryota; Fungi; Ascomycota; Eurotiomycetes; Eurotiales; Aspergillaceae. Bases 1 to 321 code for a protein of 106 amino acids. The record is from RefSeq and is a predicted model, not a curated record.
AUGUCUCUGGAACUUGCGCGGUACAGCGAGACGAGUGCGGGUGUGGGUUCGAAGGUGCCCAAUGUCCUACAUCACGAGACACGUUACUCUCCUCCGUCGCAUUCUACUCGCAUAGUACUGGUGCACCACGGCAAGUUCCAGCUUCGAGCCGACCAGAGCCCACAGCUAGAACCAGAAUCAGAUCCCGCCGGGAUAUACCGCUUCAUUUCCUUCCCAUGCGACAUCUGCACGGAGAUCAACACGGUUGGUCUACAUUGCGUGCAAGACAAACGAUGGAGUUGGGAUUUGCCUUGGGGAGAUCAUUGGAUCGAAUCCAUGUGA